This is a messenger RNA of Loa loa (African eye worm), 1242 nucleotides long. RefSeq lists its product as hypothetical. Bases 214 to 984 code for a protein of 256 amino acids. Gene Ontology annotation, biological process: DNA repair. The record is from RefSeq and is a predicted model, not a curated record. NCBI's taxonomy places the organism in Eukaryota, Metazoa, Nematoda, Chromadorea, Rhabditida, Onchocercidae. The transcript has 7 exons. Gene Ontology annotation, cellular component: nucleus; Smc5-Smc6 complex.
AAAUUUCAGUGAGUUAAUAUCAAUGAGUGAAAAUUUGGGAAGACGGGAAGAUGUUGACCAGUGUGGUACUAGUAAUGAUGAUGAAAAUGAAUUACAGUACCAUGAAACAGCACAACAGUUAUGCGAGAAAAUUGAUAAGUUGACAAUGACGGUGUGUGAAGAUGGGGAAAGUGGUGAUAAUCUUCGUUCUCAAAGACCCAGUCUUGUCGUUAUAUGAUGACAGAUGCGAAAUUAACGAAAUCCUUAUCGAAGCUUAUUGCUACAGAAGUUCAGAAUUUUCAUAAUGAUUCGUCCAAGAAAACGAUUACUUUACAUUCUUUUGUUCAAACAUUGACAACUUUUUUGAAAAAUGAAUGCGGUUUGAUCGAAGAAGAUGGAAAAAUGACCCCUGAUAAUCAGCAGUCAAGUUGGGCAGCAUUUGGCAGUCAUUUCAUGAAUAAUGUCCUCAACCUUCCACCUGCAUUAUCAUGCCUUGGGCCGUUAUUGUUGGAGGAAAUCCCGAAAGGGAUAGACGAUGAAUUUAAUAAAUUGGAAAAAAAUGCAAGGAAGAAAGUAGAAAGAACGAAAUUAAAAGAGAAUGAAGAAAUUGUGCAGUUGCUAGAAGUUGAGGAAGAAGAAUUGCAACGACGAACGGAUCCGCUCGCUAAGCAGCUGGACAAUGUUAUGCAUUGUCUGAAAAAUUGUUUAAAGCAACGUAAUGCGAAGUCAAUUAAUUACUUCGAAUUUUGCUUCCAUCCAACAGAUUUCUCGCGUUCUGUGGCAAAUGCGUUCUAUACAUCAUUUUUAUUGAAGGAAAAUAAAGUGGGAUUAGAUAUUGGCGAGGACAAUAUACCACGUUUGAGUUUAAUUGGUAAUGCUGAACGAAGAGCUCUUGAUUGUACUGCUGAUCAGGACAAUCGUGGUAUUAUAAGCUUUAGCCAUAAUGAUUGGCAAGAAGUAGUUAGAUUGUUGAAUAUCAGGGAACCUGUUAUAACUGACCAUUAACGUAUUGAGCUCAACCAAUUUCUUAGUAUCGUAUAUAUGCUAUUUUUUGUCAUACUGUUUCCCUGCCGUAGUGAGGCCAGAAUUUCCAUCGCUUCCUUGGCUUAUGUCGUUUUUGUCUCACUUUGAAUGUAUGUUGUCUAUUGAAGCUUAUGUUACUAAUAUAACUUAAAGCUGUGAUGUUACCUGCCGUUAUUUCAGAAUUUAUUAUUUCCGACAUAAGUGAAUUAAUAUUCGAAAUUGUCAGGUUAUACUUUCCAC